AUGGUAAAGAAGAAGGACGGCAGCAUGCGGUUUUGUGUUGACUACCGUCGCCUGAACGACGUUACAAAGAAGGACAGCUAUCCCUUGCCAAGAAUUGAUGACACGCUGGACAUGCUUACAGACGUAAAGUGGUUUAGUACGCUGGAUCUGAAAAGUGGCUACUGGCAGGUUGAAAUUGACCCUAAGGACAAGGAGAAAACUGCAUUCUCCACAGGAAAGGGCCUGUGGCAAUUUAAAGUCAUGCCGUUUGGAUUGUGCAAUACUCCAGCAACAUUUGAAAGGUUGAUGGAGCUUGUACUUACCGGGCUAAUUGGAGAUGCCUGUCUGGUCUAUUUGGAUGACAUCAUCAUCGUAGGCCGUACGUUUGAGGAACACCUUCAAAACCUGGAACGUGUGCUCACAAAGAUCCAGAGUGCCAACCUCAAGUUGAGUGCGAAGAAGUGCUCACUAUUCAAACGGCAAGUUAGUUUUUUGGGGUAUGUAGUGUCGGAAGAAGGUAUCCGCACGGAUCCAGAGAAAAUUGCUGCUGUCAAGGAGUGGCCGGUCCCAAAAGACAAGACACAGGAGCUCAAGAACCGUCUGUGCAAAACACCUAUUUUGGGGUACCCUGAUGCGGGCAAGGAAUUCAUAGUUGACACAGACGCAAGUGAUAUAGGACUUGGCGGUGUGUUGUCUCAACGGAAUGGUGAUCAAGAGAUUGUGAUAGCGUACUUCAGCAAGUCGUUGUCAAAGCCGGAAAGGAACUAUUGUGUCACAAGACGGGAAUUGCUUGCUGUGGUAAAGUCCUUGCAGCAUUUUAGCAAAUAUCUCCUGGGGCGGAAAUUCUACUUACGAACUGACCAUGCUGCACUGAAAUGGCUAUUGCAGUUCAAAAAUCAGGAAGGACAAGUUGCGAGAUGGAUCGAACUACUGCAGGAAUACGACUUUGUGAUCGAACAUCGCAGCGGGAAAUCUCAUGGCAAUGCAGUUGCAUUGUCAAGAAGACCUUGCCCUGAAGAUUGCAAACAUUGUACUAGGCAAGAGGGUAAGGAAGUGGUAUCUGUGAGAAUGCUCAGGACAGACCAGCUCAGCAAUGAGUGGAAGGACAGCCUACAACAUGCACAGCAGGAAGAUUCGGACAUUAAGCCGAUUCUAGAAUGGAUGAAGGCCAGUGCUCCUAAGCCCAAGUGGAGCGACGUCUCAGCAAUGAGUUCGACCACGAAAAGCUAUUGGGCCCAAUGGGACAGCUUGCUGAUUCAGGAUGGAGUCCUGUGCCGUAAAUGGAAAAAUGGUCGGGGAGACAGGUGUCAUUUGCAAAUGGUUGUCCCUAAGGCUAAAGUCCCGGAUAUUCUACAGCUGUACCAUAGUGGUUGUUCAGGAGGCCACCUGGGAGUUAAACGAACUCUCCUGAAGAUACGAGAACGGUUUUACUGA
Molecule: messenger RNA, 1413 nt
Organism: Parnassius mnemosyne (clouded apollo)
Lineage: Eukaryota; Metazoa; Arthropoda; Insecta; Lepidoptera; Papilionidae
Source: the annotation of a GenBank genome assembly